GUGAUGGUCUUCUCCACUAAAUUAGAAUUGUUUUUCUGUCUUCAGUUCCACCAGUCAUCCGAGUCUAUCCAGAGAGCCAGGCAAGGGAGCCAGGUGUGACCGCUAGCCUUCGGUGCCAUGCUGAAGGUAUUCCCAACCCACAGCUUGGCUGGCUGAAGAAUGGAAUUGAUAUCACUCCAAAGUUAUCCAAACAGCUAACUCUUCAAGCAAACGGUAGUGAGGUUCACAUUAGCAAUGUGCGUUAUGAGGACACAGGAGCAUAUACUUGCAUUGCAAAGAAUGAAGCAGGGGUGGAUGAAGAUAUUUCUUCUCUUUUUGUAGAAGAUUCUGCUCGAAAGACCCUUGCAAACAUAUUGUGGCGAGAGCAAGGUCUGGGAAUUGGGAACAUGUUUUAUGUUUUUUAUGAAGAUGGCAUCAAAGUAAUACAACCAGUGGAAUGUGAAUUUCAGAGACAUAUUAAGCCUAGUGAAAAACUCCUCGGUUUUCAGGAUGAAGUUUGUCCCAAAGCAGAUGGUGAUCCUGUUCAGCGGUGUGUAUGGGCAACUGCUGUUAAUGUAAAAGACAAGUUCAUUUAUGUAACUCAGCCCACACUGGACAGAGUUCUUAUUGUUGAUGUACAGUCUCAGAAAGUUGUACAGGCAGUAAGUACAGAUCCUGUUCCAGUGAAACUACACUAUGAUAAAUCACAUGAUCAAGUCUGGGUGCUGAGCUGGGGAAGCAUGGAGAAGAAUUCACCAACUUUGCAGGUGAUAACGCAAGCCAGUGGGAGUGUUUCUCAUCACACUAUCCAUACUCAGCCAGUGGGAAAGCAGUUUGACAGAGUGGAUGACUUUUUCAUUCCAGCUACAACCCUCAUCAUUACCCAUAUAAGGUUUGGAUAUAUUCUUCACAAGGAUGAGCCUGUGCUUCAGAAAAUUGAUCUAGAAACGAUGUCAUACAUCAAGACAAUUAGUUUAAAGGAUUAUAAUUGCAUUCCUCAUGCACUGGCUUAUACACAUCUUGGAGGAUAUCUUUUCAUCUGCUGUAAGCCUGAUACUACUGGGGCUGUCCUACCACAGCUUAUAGUGGAUAGUGUUACCGAUUCUGUGAUUGGAUACAAUGGGGACGUAACAGGCACACCUCAUAUCUCUCCAGAUGGACACUACCUUGUCAGCAUUGAUGAUGCAAAAGGUCUCAUGAGGAUCCAGUCCAUAACAACAAGAGGAGAAAUACAGGAUGCAUUUGACAUUCACACUAAUUUGCACAUAUCUGAUGUAGCUUUUCAGCCAUCAUUCACUGAAGCUCAUCAAUACAAUGUCUACUGCAGCUCCAGUACACAAACUGAUGUUCUCUUCAUGGAGCUCUCCUCUGGCAAGGUUAAGAUGGUGAAGAGUCUGAAGGAGCCUGUCAAGGCAGGAGAAUGGCCUUGGAACAGUAAGAACCGUCUUAUAAAAGACAGUGGCCUUUUUGGUCAGUAUCUCAUGACCCCUUCCAAGGAAUCUCUGUUUAUCCUGGAUGGACGGCUCAAUAAGUUAAAUUGUGAAAUCACUGAAGUUGAAAGAGGCAACACAGUAAUUUGGGUUGGAGAAGCAUAAGGAUCUGUAUUAGAUAUUUACUGAAUUAAUAGUUUUACAAUACAUUGCACUUAAAUUACACCAUUCUUCAAAUUUAAACAAUUCUAAUUUUAAAUCAUUAGACCAUUCUAUACCUGUUAUUUCUUUGACUUGAACACAAUUUGAAUCAACUUCCACAUAAAUGUUGCUACAAGAAUGGUUAUUUGAUAAUGGUAUUCUAUUAAUUAUCAGCUGAGAUUCUAUUGUUUGACUGAAAUGACUAAAUAUUGAAAUUGUUGAUAAAUGUAAUAAAUUGCUUUAAAGGAAGUAGGAAAAAAACACCCCAAAAAGCUUUAGGGAUUUUGAUAUGAUACUUUGCAUUUCUAAAUGGAAGAAUUACAUAUGAUUCAAAUUUUGGUUUGAUUUGCUUCAGACACAAAAUAAGAGCUGUUGUACAACCUUUGACUCCUGAAAUGGAAAUGUUAUGUCCUGUUUUGUCCAGUCCACUGUUAAAUAUUUUUGUGCCUUGAAGCGA
Acanthisitta chloris (rifleman) is the source of this 2067-nucleotide messenger RNA. It is a transcript of the gene FSTL5, whose product is annotated as follistatin-like 5. Gene Ontology annotation, molecular function: protein binding. Lineage: Eukaryota; Metazoa; Chordata; Aves; Passeriformes; Acanthisittidae. The transcript is spliced from 8 exons. The record is from RefSeq and is a predicted model, not a curated record. Gene Ontology annotation, biological process: cell differentiation; regulation of BMP signaling pathway; multicellular organism development. The annotation marks the transcript as partial.